CUAUCAGAAGCAAUCAGCUGAUGACCUGAUUGCCACAGUGCGGCUAUGUCAGCCCUCCAUCAUGCAAAAGUACGGCUUGCAUUCAUACUUUCGGACCCUAUUUCAUCCUAUUUUCGCUGACCGCACUCUUAUUCUUCCCCGUGACUAGGCAACAGAUGACAAUGAUGUCGAAUCGCGGAAUUCUGUCAUGAACGUCGACUACCUCUCGCAUAACUGGGAGGAAGAAGCUGAUGUCUGGGCGAGCUGGAGAUAUACAACGAAGAACAAGAACGAUAUUGCUCACGGUGUCCGGUUAGAAAAUGCCAGCUGGAGAACAUGGUGGAAGCAGCGAAACCGACUCAAGACAGUUAGCCCAGAAACACUUAAUUGGUAAGCCAUCUCAUGAUCCCACAUUAGAAUGAAGAUCGAUCUCUUCACCUAUCGUUAUCUCUCGUCGGCAAUUAUCAGGCUCAAAGAUAGCGAUGUGACUUGGCUGUAUGGCCCGUUGCACACAGCAGCAGAUCCGGUCCCAACGCCGAAACAAGCCACAACGGUGGAUAGGCUCGGU
Molecule: messenger RNA, 547 nt
Organism: Cantharellus anzutake
Lineage: Eukaryota; Fungi; Basidiomycota; Agaricomycetes; Cantharellales; Hydnaceae
Exons: 2
Coding region: 188-373 (61 amino acids)
Biological process (GO): cellular response to glucose starvation; protein catabolic process in the vacuole
Source: RefSeq, a predicted model, not a curated record